GCUCUUUAUAUCGCUCAUGCUCGCCAUGAUCGCACUGUUGAUAUCCGACUGGCCUAAGUAUGAUCAGCAAUUUAAGCCAGGCAGCUACUUCGUGUUGUCCUACCUGUUGUCAAUAGUCACCCCCAUAUUCUUUGUCGCUUGGUCCCUACAUUGUUUCAUAUUUGCGAUGUUGAUAGCCUCUCAAACCAUGGUCUGCCAUGUCGUCACUGCGCUCUGGAUGGUCACAUACAUUGAGACAAUAUUGAUGGAAACUGCGUGGAAGUAUGCGGCAAGCCUCAACCACGCUAGAUAUCGCCAGUAGUGUGACGCUCAUGUAGAGUACGACCAAUAUAUCAAAAAUCACAAUACAUUCAUACAUGG
Suillus subaureus is the source of this 360-nucleotide messenger RNA. RefSeq lists its product as uncharacterized. NCBI's taxonomy places the organism in Eukaryota, Fungi, Basidiomycota, Agaricomycetes, Boletales, Suillaceae. The transcript has 2 exons. The record is from RefSeq and is a predicted model, not a curated record. Bases 17 to 301 code for a protein of 94 amino acids.